This is a messenger RNA of Paramuricea clavata, 1103 nucleotides long. The record is from the annotation of a GenBank genome assembly. NCBI's taxonomy places the organism in Eukaryota, Metazoa, Cnidaria, Anthozoa, Malacalcyonacea, Plexauridae.
AGAUCAACGCUAUAAGCCGUGACAGUACCAUGACAAGGACACGACCAAAACUACUCGGUAAGUAUAACUUGCUUCAUCCACCUUUCAAGCAUUGUUUAGACUUGGUAUGUCAUAUCACAUAGUGUAAUCGAGUUAUCGACAAAAGUGAAGUUUCAUCAAAGUAUGUGUACGAGAUGUUAUGUACAGCGAAACCUCGCAUUACGAUCAUCUCCUUAUUGAGGUCAUUAACCAAUCAUAUGCCUUUAAUCUAUCCGAUUAAGCAAUCAAAUGCACACAGAGCAAGUGAGUGGUAUUGGAAGUCAAAUCUGAACCUUCCUCAUGUUGUAUUCUUUUCCUUUUCAAUCUAGGUCUACAUACCAAACCGACAACUGGACUAGGCAGAUGCCGAGCCGUGGGGCUCGGUCGUCCACGUAAAAAUAAUAAAGAUACUACGACCAAAACAAAUAAUACUUUAACACCAUUAUUAAAUUAUUUCGCGUAUCGAGGUCGUGAUAGGACAGAUACCAUAAAAAGUUGAAUUCGCAGAUACCAUAAAAAGGUGCCACGGUCUGGCUCAGAAAAAAUAUUUUAAUUAAGGGUCCACGCAUCAAGGUUAACGUUUUUUUGGGCACUAGUUAAUACUUAAGUCUUAAAAGCCAUGUUACACGAGGGAAUCUUCGCUGCAAAUUGCAACGCCAUUUCUGGCACAGCCAUUUUAUUUAGAAAGUUUUGCAAAAGAAUGGCCGAGAGCAUGGUCAGCAUUUUUUUCCACCGAGGUUUUUCGUCGUCUAAGUUCUAGCUCACAACAUGAAGAAGGCAAGAAAGAAAUGAACGAGAAUGAAGAACUACUACAUGCUUAAAGUUUUUCUGUCAGAAAUUGCGUUCCAAGUUCCAUCAAAAAAUUGCCCCGUGUAAAAUGGCCUUUAUGAGUUUUUAAUGGCAAUCAGUACACGUGUGGUUUGGCAACUCCAAGGCAUAAGGCAUAAUGACGUCACAAGGUUUGAUACCCGCGAGGAAUGCUGGUCUUAGUAGUCAUCGCCUGGGAAAAUUUCGAUAGUGGUCAUUUUGAAUUGUUUAAUUUUCCCGGGCGAUGACUACUAAGACCAGCAUUCUUCGUGGGCAUC